AUGACCCUCCCCACCACACCAGAUGGCAAGGUCAUCAUCCCCGGGUAUUACCCGAGCAUUCCAGCUGCCAUCGCCGGAAUGGCGCUCUUUGGAGCCGUCGCAGUUGCCUUUCUAUGGAACUUCUUCCGGUACGGUCGCCAGCGGUAUUUGCUGUGGGUCACUGUUGGUGCAAUAAUGAUGGCACUUGGAAUGGCUGUUCGCAUCCCGGUCCACAACGAUCCGACGUCCAUCCCUACCUACUCUGUGUCCACCCUCCUCACUCUGCUCUCGCCCUGCGCAUUCAUCGCCCAAGAUUACUAUGUCUUACCAAAACUGGCAGAGUGGGCGGACGCCGACGACUGCUUGUUCCUCCAACCUCGCCUGGUGGGCCGUAUCUUCCUCAUCUCGGAUGCCGUUACCUUUUUCCUGCAAAUGUCCGGCUCUGGAAUGGGGGCAGUGGCUAGUAUGGCUUCCAUCGGUGACAAGAUCGCCCUCAUCGGUCUUAUCGCCCAACUGGUCUCAUUCUCUGUUUUCAUUGUCCUACUCGUGUGGUUCGGUUUCCAGGUGUAUGUGCAUGGCCCCCAGACUAGAGCUGACAGCAGCAAACGACACUACCUGACCAAAUGGAAUGCUCAAGUGGGCAAAGGGUGGAAGAGAGACUGGCGCGCCGUGUACUGGGCAACGCUGUGGACGUGCCUGGGCCUCAUGGUCCGCUGCGUUUUCCGCGUCAUCGAGUUUUCUCAAGGCUAUGAUGGGCAGCUGCGUACCACCGAAUGGUACUUCUACGUGUUUGACUCACUGCCGCUCAUCCUGGCUAUCAGCGUCUGGGUCUUCAUCUGGCCCGAAAAGUACUUCAAGGAAAAACUUUCUCAGGACGCCUACGCACUUGCCACCUCCAUGUACCCGUAG
Apiotrichum porosum is the source of this 888-nucleotide messenger RNA. RefSeq lists its product as uncharacterized. Bases 1 to 888 code for a protein of 295 amino acids. Gene Ontology annotation, cellular component: plasma membrane; fungal-type vacuole. The transcript is spliced from 5 exons. Lineage: Eukaryota; Fungi; Basidiomycota; Tremellomycetes; Trichosporonales; Trichosporonaceae. The record is from RefSeq and is a predicted model, not a curated record.